Messenger RNA from Striga asiatica, 459 nucleotides. NCBI's taxonomy places the organism in Eukaryota, Viridiplantae, Streptophyta, Magnoliopsida, Lamiales, Orobanchaceae. The record is from the annotation of a GenBank genome assembly.
AUGUCGGAGUAUGGAAUGGAGAAGAGAAGGGACGGCGGCUCAAAGAGAGGAGAUGAGGCGAGGAAAAAAAGGGAGAAAUUCUCCCGUUGCUGCUGCAAAUUGCGAGAGAGAGAUCGGGGAGAGGAGCCGAGAAAUUUGGGGGAAAACGAUAGGGCCUGCUGGCGACUGACUUCGUGUGGGAGCUGCUGCGAUUCUUGGCCGAGAGAGAAGGGGUGGACUUGGGCGGAAUGUUUUAGCUCCUCACAGCACCUGGGAAACUCCUCUCGCCACCCGCUUUCCGACUCAUCAAAUCGGCUGCUAUCUCUCAGGUACUCACUGCACGAACUCAGCCUCUGGCUCUUGAUUUCCUCACCGCAUGAGCCCAAUGCCUUCACGGCUGAGAACGCGAGGAGAACCAACAGAGUGGCCGUUAGCGCUGUGAAGUACCUCGUCAUCUUUCAACUAAACUCACAAGAUUGA